Lymnaea stagnalis (great pond snail) is the source of this 11827-nucleotide messenger RNA. Lineage: Eukaryota; Metazoa; Mollusca; Gastropoda; Lymnaeidae. The record is from the annotation of a GenBank genome assembly.
GAUAUAGCCAGCAGCACUUACAAUACGCCGGGUAGUUGACCCAUAUCAUUUGGCUGGAGUACCCGACCAGACUCGUGGGACCAUAUCUGCUUAUUAGCUUGUUUAUGACCUGGCCGGUAGCGGUUGCCAGCUAAUACGCUAUAUUGGUCGUAAGAGAUUACAAAAUACAUUAACCGAACAGAUAUUAUCUGCUGGUCGCAUGGUCUUUUUGUGACCUUUUCUUCAACGGUGGUAAGAAAUUAUUUAUUUCUUCUUAUCAUGAUUUUCAAUAAUAGUGUCGCACUUGAUAGAUGAUUUUUUAUUUAGAUUAUUUUUGAUAGUAUAUUAUCUUUGUUUAUAAUUAAAAUCACAUUUGUUGUCACAUCAAUCAGCCAAAUAUUUUUUAUUCUGUGAUUCUGACUGCAAACGUGAAACAGGCCUGCCUGACCAUACGAUUGUAAGAAAUAUUCUAACACUUUUUGCACCCUCAUUAGGAAAAUACGAUUUUUAAACGAAACAAAAUAAUAUUUUCAAACACCCGCUCUCACCCCCCCCCUCUCGCCCCCACACACCUUUAAAAAUUAGGGGGUUUUUUUUUAGGUCCCAUUUUGAUUUUUUGUUUCUAGUGCGAAAUUUUAGGAGAUCAUGUACCCAAAAGCAUUUUGAGGCAAUCUAUUGCAUUCUGAAGCCUGCUUAGGGCCAUGACACUAAAGUAAAAUACGUAAAACAAGGAAUACCCCUGUUUGGGUCUCAUUCACAUCAGUCCUGCAUGACCUACUUUUCAUGGGAACUCUCUCCUAUGCCCCAACAACUUAAAAUAGCUCCGCUUAGAAACGUACAAUCUAUUUAAUUUUUUUUUUAGGAAGUUAAUAUGAAAUAUGAAAAGCAAUGGGUGGGGGGGGGCAAUGUUUUGUUUGGUGAUAAAUCAUCUGAACUCACUGAUGUAGAAUAGAUGAUUAAUGUACAAAGUAUAAUAACACCUUCUAACGUACCACAUACACACCACACACACCCACACACACCACACAUACACACCACACACACACACACCCCAUACAAACUCACACCACACACACACACUCACACUUAAGGAGGUUCGAUUCAAAAAUAGAGCUCAAACUAAAAUCAGAUUUGGCUACUUAAAAAUAUGACUUUAAUUUGGGGUUAAGUGUUAAGAUCAUUUGGUUCGGCCAUCAUCGGCAUCCAUCCAAGUGCACAAAAUGAUGGCCUGCAAUCAUAGUCUGCUGAAAGCUAACAGUACUGAAUCUCCCGCAACUUGAACGCUUAACUGCGUUUGUCAACGGCGCCAAGCUCCAGACGUCACCUGUUCCUAGUAGUGAAAAUGAAGAUAUGUUUGGGCAGUUCUUUUUGGUAUUGGGUCGCUCGGAGGAGGAAAAAGGCCAAGCAUAGUUGACCAUCACUUUUGGACAAAAACAUGUGUGGUAGUCGUCAAAGGGCAGCAUUUGACAGAUUCGUGUCUUUUGGUGACGUCAAGAUGACAGGAUUUCUUUCUUUUUUUAAAAACUCAUUCUUUAAAAAUUGAUUUUUUUUUUAUUGAGUAGUUUUACAAAAUAAAUAGUUCGCAUAAAAUGUUAAAAUUCCAGGUCAAGGGACUUCUAAAAUUCCAAUAGCAUCUCAUCUGUUGCUCUCCGAUUAAGUUUAGAAUGACGGAAAUCUAAAUUCAGGUAUUCACCCAAAUUGCAUCUUUGCAUUUGGAUUUAUCCGACACAUAAAAAUACUGCCUAAAGGAUAUAUCAUAUAUUGAAUACAUACUAUCUAAAUGGUAUAUCAUUUAUUGAUACUUUCUGCAAACAUGACAUAUCAUUUACUGAUACACACUGCCUAGAUGAUACAUCAUUUAAUGAUACAUACUGCAAAGAUAAUACACCAUAACUGCAUAGAUGAUACAUCAUUGACUGAUAUAUACUGCAAAGAUGAUACGUCAUAACUGCAUAGAUGAUACAUCAUUUACUGAUACAUACUGAAAAGAUGAUACAUCAUAACUGCAUAGAUGAUACAUCAUUUACUGAUACAUACUGCAUAGAUGAUACAUCAUUUACUGAUACACCUUGCCUAGAUGAUAAUCAUUUACUGAUGCACCUUGCCUAGAUGAUACAUCAUUUACUGAUACACCUUGCCUAGAUGAUAAUCAUUUACUGAUGCACCUUGCCUAGAUGAUACAUCAUUUACUGAUACACCUUGCCUAGAUAAUACAUCAUUUACUGAUCCACCUUGCCUAGAUGAUACAUCAUUUACUGAUGCACCUUGCCUAGAUGAUACAUCAUUUACUGAUGCACCUUGCCUAGAUGAUACAUCAUUUACUGAUACACCAUGCCUAGAUGAUACAUCAUUUACUGAUACACCUUGCCUAGAUGAUACAUCAUUUACUGAUACACCUUGCCUAGAUGAUACAUCAUUUACUGAUACACCUUGCCUAGAUGAUACAUCAUUUACUGAUGCACCUUGCCUAGAUGAUACAUCAUUUACUGAUACAUACUGCAAAGAUAAUACAUCAUAACUGCAUACAUGAAACAUCAUUUACAUAUACAUACUGCAUAGAUGAUACAUCAUAACUGCAUAGAUGAUACAUCAUUUACUGAUACACACUGCCUAGACGAUACAUCAUUUACUGAAACAUACUGAAAAGAUGAUACAUCAUUUACUGAUACACAAUGACUAGAUGAUACAUCAUUUACUGAUACACACUGACUAGACGAUAUAUCAUUUACUGAUACAUACUGAAAAGAUGAUACAUCAUUUACUGAUACACACUGCCUAGAUGAUACAUCAUUUACUGAUGCACCUUGCCUAGAUGAUACAUCAUUUACUGAUACAUACUGCAAAGAUGAUACAUCAUAACUGCAUACAUGAAACAUCAUUUACUUAUACAUACUGCAUAGAUGAUACAUCAUAACUGCAUAGAUGAUACAUCAUUUACAUAUACAUACUGCAUAGAUGAUACAUCAUAGCUGCAUAGAUGAUACAUCAUAACUGCAUAGAUGAUACAUCAUUUACUGAUACACACUGCCUAGACGAUACAUCAUUUACUGAUACAUACUGAAAAGAUGAUACAUCAUUUACUGAUACACACUGCCUAGAUGAUACAUCAUUUACUAAUACACACUGACUAGAUGACACAUCAUAUACUGAUACACACUGACUAGACGAUACAUCAUUUACUGAUACACACUGACUAGAUGACACAUCAUAUACUGAUACACACUGCCUAGACGAUACAUCAUUUACUGAUACAUACUGAAAAGAUGAUACAUCAUUUACUGAUACACACUGCCUAGAUGAUACAUCAUUUACUAAUACACACUGACUAGAUGACACAUCAUAUACUGAUACACACUGACUAGACGAUACAUCAUUUACUGAUACACACUGACUAGAUGACACAUCAUAUACUGAUACACACUGACUAGAUGAUACAUCAUUUACUGAUACACACUGCCUAGAUGAUACAUCAUUUACUGAUGCACCUUGCCUAGAUGAUACAUCAUUUACUGAUACAUACUGCAAAGAUGAUACAUCAUAACUGCAUAGAUGAUACAUCAUUUACUGAUACAUACUGCAUAGAUGAUACAUCAUAACUUCAUAGAUGAUACAUCAUUUACUGAUUACAUACUGCAUAGAUGAUACAUCAUUUACUGAUACAUACUGCAUAGAUGAUACAUCAUUUACUGAUACACCUUGCCUAGAUGAUACAUCAUUUACUGAUGACAUUUAGUGGCAACGCCAUCUUAGAGCUUAGCUUCUCCUUGGCGCUGCCCUAGUUAUAUUACUUGUUUAGUCCCUAUCUGCUGUAUUAUCUGUGUCUGACAUAGUUAUUUUUCAAAUACUUUAACCUAAACUAAACUUGCUCCCAGUGACAUAGAAAUCUGAAGGAGCCACCAGCUUAAAAUCUCGAAAUGACUGGGGUCUAUAUCAACUGUUAUUACUGGAUUCAGUGAAGAAUUUAAUUUUUUUUUUAUUCAUAACAGAUUUUUACGCUGAGUGCCAUUUAUAUCUAACUAGCUGACAUACCCGGCCUUGCCAGGAUUUGUAUCGGGAAAAACUUCUAAACAGUUAUCAGAGUACACGGAAAUUUAGAGGCCGUCUAAAAACAAUUCGUUAAGGAUCUAGAUUAAAAUAUUGUAGCGACACGUUAUACCAGAAAGAUACAUGGAUUGGACACUUAGACUCGUAUUCUUUCAAAAAGACCUUUAUUAAAUCUAAGAACAAUUACAUAGUGACACAUAGUGGUAUGAUGGUUUUUUUUUCAUUUCUCAAUUUUGAACUGUAUCCCCCACCGUGUCAUUAUGUUCGUAACACUACCAUGUCAUUAUAUGUCAAUAACACUACCGUCUCAUUAUAAUAUUUCAGUAACGCUACCAGGUCAUUAUCUGAUGUCAGUAAAAAUGAAAUCUAGACAGAAAUUUAUUGUGAGAGGCAUUAACGAAGCUUAACAUGAAUGUCCAAAUGUAAAUAACUUAAUAAAGAAAGGGAAAUGGGCUGAAAUUGUUCCGUCCGUUAGCUAUUGUGCCGUUGAGACAUUGCUACUUUCAUAAAUAUACACCCACAUAUUCAGUGGCGUAGUUUUACUCAAUGCAAAGAUUUGAGGCUGAUUCACAUACUUGCGAUUUCUCCACCCCCCCCCCCCCGACACACAUCUACUUUAUAAAGUUAGUAAUAGAAUGUAAGAAAAAAACAACCCCUCCGGUCUGUAAACCUUUAUAGACGCCCCUGAACUAUGUGAUAGAUCUUAUAUAAUGUUUGACCCGUCUCAUACCACUAAAUGAACUGUAGUUUCUUAAAAUAGUUCAACACGUAUUUACGUAUAUCUAGAAAAUAGAAUUGCAUUAAGCGGCUAAUCUUUUGUUGGGCAAAAGUAUUUCAAAUAUUAUUUUUUGAAAGCACCAACAUAAAAUAAAGCUUUAUUUUAAAAUUCAAAUAAGUGCAACAAAGAAAUGCGCACCGAAAACCUUUCUAUAAAAGAUAUUUGAAUGCGCACCGUUCUAAAUAAAGACUUAUUAAUAACGUACACCAGAGAUAAUUUACUUUUAACGUUCCUCGAAGAUAUUAAUUUUUUGUUUAACCCUACCCUCUACAUAUUAUUAAGAUUUUUAAAAUCAAAGAUUUUGGAUUAAAGGGAUUAUGACCAAACUUUCCAGCAACUAUCUAAUAGAUUAGGAGGAAUGAGCAUGUCACAUUUUGUCGUGAUCCAUUGUUUGUGUUUCUCGUGAUCAAAUAACCCAUUUAUAAACAUAACUCAACAUAGUCAAACCGAGCGCUAUAUGGCAGACGUUGAGGUUUUCGGCAAGUUUAGUGUUUUUUGGCAAUUUUAGUGACCUAGAAAUUUAAUCUCACGUCAAUUGUGCCAAAACAGUAAAUAUUUUUUUUAAAAUGAGUCUUUAUUUACAUCCCUGCACAUACAGUCCUCGCGAUACCCCUGUAUGUUUACCCCCAACUUAAGAAAGUAUGUCGCCUAGAGGAUGUUUUGAAAACGUGUCAUGUGACAAUUACUUCUGGUCUGUUAUUUAUCAAGAAAUGUACUUCAUGGGGUUGGGGCAAUUGCGUGACGCAUGGAAUGCAAAAAACACUUUCAUUAUUUAUAUCUAUUUGAUCUAACAGACUCCAACAAAGCGUGCACGUAUCUUUGGUGAUAGUUUCUGAGCGUUUUGUUUUUUGGAUGGAUCUGGUUGAAAAAACUAUUAAAUAGUUGCAAUGGCCUGAAAGAAAACAGUGCUUUGAAUUGAAUUACGAACCACCGUAAGUAUUUGAAAGGGCAGAGUGUGAUCGAUCUGUGAUCGAACUGUGUUGUCCGGAGGUAUUGCAUUUUGUUACGUACGCGAGAAAAAAAAAUGUAUACCGGUUUGCGAUUGAUAAAUUAUGCACUUCAUUUGAUUCCCUUGAGUGAUGCAAAUGAAACAUUGGCGACGAGAAGAUACAUUGUUCAAGAAUAGAUACAUUGGCAAAGAAAAGAUGAAUUGGCCAAGGAACGAUAUAUUGGCCAAGAAAAGAUGCACUGGCCAAGAAAAGGUGCAUUGGCAAGAACAGAUACAUUGGCCAAGAGCAUAUAUAUUUGCCAUAAGCAGAUGCAUUGGUCAAGAAAAGAUACAUCUGCCAAGAAAAGAUAUAUUGGCCAAGAAAAGAUGCAUUGGCCAAGAAAAGAUUCAUCUGCCAAGAAAAGAUACAUUUGCCAAGAAAAGAUGCAUUGGCCAAGAAACGAUACAUUGGCCAAGAAAGAUACAUCUGCUAAGAAAAGAUACAUUGGCCAAGAAAAGAUACAUUGGCCAACAAAAGAUACAUUUGCCAAGAAAAGAUACACCUGCCAAGAAAAGAUACAUCUGCCAAGAAAAGAUGCAUUGGCCAAGAAACGAUACAUUGGCCAAGAAAAGAUACAUCUGCCAAGAAAAGAUACAUUGGCCAAGAAAAGAUACAUCUGCCAAGAAAAGAUACAUUGGCCAAGAAAAGAUACAUCUGCCAAGAAAAGAUACAUCGGCCAAGAAAAGAUGCAUUGGCCAAGAAACGAUACAUUGGCCAAGAAAAGAUACAUCUGCCAAGAAAAGAUACAUCUGCCAAGAAAAGAUACAUCUGCCAAGAAAAGAUACAUCUGCCAAGAAAAGAUACAUCUGCCAAGAAAAGAUACAUUUGCCAAGAAAAGAUACAUCUGCCAAGAAAAGAUACAUCUGCCAAGAACAGAUACAUUUGCUAAGAAAAGAUACAUUUGCUAAGAAAAGAUACAUCUGCCAAGAAAAGAUACAUCUGCCAAGAAAAGAUACCUUGGCCAAGAAAAGAUACAUCUGCUAAGAAAAGAUACAUUGGCCAAGAAAAGAUACAUUGGCCAACAAAAGAUACAUUUGCCAAGAAAAGAUACAUCUGCCAAGAAAAGAUACAUCUGCCAAGAAAAGAUGCAUUGGCCAAAAAACGAUACAUUGGCCAAGAAAAGAUACAUCUGCCAAGAAAAGAUACAUUGGCCAAGAAAAGAUACCUUGGCCAAGAAAAUAUACAUCUGCUAAGAAAAGAUACAUUGGCCAAGAAAAGAUACAUUGGCCAACAAAAGAUACAUUUGCCAAGAAAAGAUACAUCUGCCAAGAAAAGAUACAUCUGCCAAGAAAAGAUACAUCUGCCAAGAAAAGAUACAUCUGCCAAGAAAAGAUACAUUUUUCCAAGAAAAGAUACAUCUGCCAAGAAAAGAUACAUCUGCCAAGAAAAGAUACAUCUGCCAAGAAAAGAUACAUUUGCCAAGAAAAGAUACAUCUGCCAAGAAAAGAUACAUCUGCCAAGAAAAGAUACAUUUGCCAAGAAAAGAUACAUCUGCCAAGAAAAGAUACAUUUGCCAAGAAAAGAUACAUCUGCCAAGAAAAGAUACAUCUGCCAAGAACAGAUACAUUGGCCAAGAAACGAUACUUUGGUCCUGAAUGUGCUUAAAAUGUUUCAAUUUUCAAUGAAUGUAUCAGUAUCACAGGAGUUCAAGCCUUGAAAUGAAUGUAUCAGUAUCACAGGAGUUCAAGCCUUGAAAUGAAUGUAUCAGUAUCACAGGAGUUCAAGCCUUGAAAUGAAUGUAUCAGUAUCACAGGAGUUCAAGCCUUGAAAUGAAUGUAUCAGUAUCACAGGAGUUCAAGCCUUGAAAUGAAUGUAUCAGUAUCACAGGAGUUCAAGCCUUGAAAUGAAUGUAUCAGUAUCACAGGAGUUCAAGCCUUGAAAUGAAUGUAUCAGUAUCACAGGAGUUCAAGCCUUGAAAUGAAUGUAUCAGUAUCACAGGAGUUCAAGCCUUGAAAUGAAUGUAUCAGUAUCACAGGAGUUCAAGCCUUGAAAUGAAUGUAUCAGUAUCACAGGAGUUCAAGCCUUGCCAUAAGCACUAUUGCGGUUUAUUUUGACUAGCACCAUCUAAAUGCGAUUUUCCCUUCAUUUUGCAAUCAGUUUAAAGGCUUUCUAGUGGCAUUUUACCGAAUUUCCUUCUACACAAAAUGUUAUUUUAAAAUAUUGUCUUAAAUAUAUAAAGAACAGUUUAGAUUUUAAAACAAAACAAUUCAUUUUUCCCUAUAUUUUUAAGCGUCGGUGAAAUAAUUUCUCAAAAUGUACCUAUUUUACAGUAAACUCAUAUAUGUAAAUUAAUCCUAUUUUCCCAGUAGUAAAUGUAACCUUAUAAAUUUAUUACCAAAUUGACUCAUUUUAUUAUAAAAUAAACACAUUACUUAGGACUGAUCUUUCAAAAGAUUCACUUGCUUAAAACUACCCCCCCCCCAACCCAAAAAACAAAAAAACAACAACAACACAUUGCCAAACACCCUUCCAAACACCCUUCCAAUCACCCUUCCAAUCACCCUUCCAAUCACCCUUCCAAACACCCUUCCAAUCACCCUUCCAAACACCUUCCAUACACCCUUCCAAAUACCCUUCCAAACACCCUUCCAAACCUCCUUCCAAUCACCCUUCCAAACACCUUCCAAACACCCUUCUCAACACCCUUCCAAACACCCUUCCAAACACCCCUUGUGCGGUGUUACCUAAAUAACUAUUUAUAAAUCCUAAUAUGAUCCUCGGUGGGACUUUCAAAAAACUAUUUUUAGACCAGUAGUUUGGGUAAUAACAGCAUAACGGUGGCUGAAGAGUUCCAAAGAUUUCCACUCCAAGACGAAAACAGACCAUGUUUACCCCAAUGCCGUGCAGGAAGUGUGUCGUGAGGCAUACGACUGACCAUGCAGUCUACCCGCCUGACGUUAAAACGUACAAGGCCACAUUCAGGUGCUCCAGGUGUACGCUCGGCUCAGCAGAAAAUUAACCAUGUGAUUGGUGACACACAAAGACUAAGGCCAUUAAAAUUCGCCCAUUCGCCCAUUUUUCAUGAAAACAUAUCAGUGUUAUAGUCAGUCUUCACACGUGUUGCACUUAAACAGAAUGGCCUGCUCACCGUAUUAUUGUUUUUAAGUCCUUAGAAAAAAAAAAAAAAAAGAGAUCUUACACUAAUUUAUAAAACAGUAAGGGCCUUCUGAAUUUAAAUUUAGGAACAACUGUCAUCAAUUAUCAUCAUUUUACAAUUACUUGCCUUCACAUAAUUUCAUAUUUAAGAAAAAUAAUAUUUCUGUUGUUGUUCCAGAGCUACUUUUCCAAAACCUGAUGCUGUCACCAUGACAACGAUGAAAACAGUGCGUGUCACAGAUGCCGGACUCUCGGCCCAAGAUCUCAUCCAGCUUCCAAAAGCCUCCAUGAAAUAUGGGAUUCUCCGUCGCAAAAACUCAAAAAUCAAUUUCGGCAAAUGGCCACACAGGUUUGUGGUCCUGCUUCACGGGGCCGUCUACAUCUACAACGAUGAGAACGCCAAGUCAGCGUGCCACACAUUUUCACUGGUCGGUUACAACUGUGUCCAGAGGGUGCAGUCUAAGACCCACGAGCAUUGCUUCGAGGUGCUUCCGGCCCAGAUUUCAAAAGCCUCCAAAAAGGAGACGUUUGCGUGCCUCAGCAACGUGGAGAGAAAAGACUGGAUGCUGGCCAUCAAGCAGCAGAUAUACACGGCGAACAACGUUGAUCUGUUAGACAUGUCGCUCACCGAGAAAUUGAAAUCGCUGUCCAUGAGCGACGAGGACGAAUACAAAGAGAUAGAGGAGAAGGUGUUCAGUCCCGGUGAUAAAGAGCCAGAGUUGGCCGAGACGUCCGAAGAUGAGGACGAAUCAUCGGAAUCUGAGGAGGAGGAACCGCAGCCCGAGUUUAAAAAGACGAAAAGGUCGCUGUCCAUGCCGCAGGCGGUAACACGUGAUCAGAUGUUGCAGCUCCAAGCCAAAUUCUCAUUCAAAUACAGCGGCAUCAGUUCUGUUGAUGAGGAAGACGAGCACGUGAAAUCUCACAAAUCUAAAUCUCAAAAGGGUUCCAAUUUGCAUAGGACCCCUUCUGACCCCCAACCCCCACCCCCACGGUACAGUGAGGUUGUCACGGAGGAGGAGCCGGAUUACGUCAACCUGAACAAGAUAAAGGAGGACUUUGAUCUGUACGAGACUCCUCCGGAUCCGAUCGACAUGUCCCUGGAGGUCAUGUGUACGGUGAUUGACGACAAUCCGGACCGAGAUCAUCUCAUAAUUCAGCUUCAAGCCAAAAGGGCGUUCGGCACGUAUUUGAUCAGGAAGUCGAGACAAAGCGACCAGAAAAUUCUGUCGUUCCUGACCCGAAACGGUCACGUGAAGGAGUACAGAAUCUACAACGAGGACCACAAGGUGUUCCUGGAGAGGAGUGACAAGUUCAAUACCGUGGACGAGCUUCUUCAGCACUACACUAAUGUCGGGACAUUGCCUCUGUCGGACUACAAGCUGAAAUAUGGAUUCCACAGCGUAAAUGUCAGCGAGACGUUAUGAACGUCACUUCCGGCGCCAUUUCGUUGAGUCUUCACGUUUUGGUUAGGGCGUGGUGUGAGGGGAAGAGUAACGAAUACUGGUCGUAUAUUCCCCCCCCCCCUUUUUUUUUUACCAAGAAAAUAUGAUUUGGAAAACAGGGGCAGAUUACUUUCACGACGUUACUGACUAUUGGUGAAGGGGCAGAGUCUAUUUCAUGUCACUUUGUUAGGGCGUGGUGUGAGGGGAAGAGUAACGAAUACUGGUCGUAUAUUCCCCCCCCCCCCUUUUUUUUUUACCAAGAAAAUAUGAUUUGGAAAACAGGGGCAGAUUACUCUCACGACGUUACUGGAUAUUGGUGAAGGGGCAGAGUCUAUUUCAUGUCACUUCCGGCAUUGUUGAUCUAAAUUGUACAUAAACCGCCAAGUAUUUCAAAUUUACGGAUUUGCCGUGUUCUUAACUCUUAAAGAGAAUAAAACGUAUUUAAAAAAAACAACUAAAUGGCAUAUAUAUGUUUUCAAACCCAAAUUCCUGAAUGUAUGCUAUAAUUCUGACUGAAUCGCCACGCUGUGUUUUUAUAACAAAAACAUCAACCCAAAAAAAUGGUCUCAGGGUCUCGUGAUGAAGGUUUCUGAAUGCAAACACUUUUACAACGGAUAGUUGUUGGCUUCCUAAAGAAUUAUUGGCUCGGUGAAAUGGUUCGAACGAUUGUCAACAUGCUUGAGGUCAAGGUGCUCUGUCUGGACAUUAUCGUCUGUCAACAUGCUUGAGGUCAAAGUACUCUGUCGGGACAUGACGAAAGAAUUGAAAUGGGGUUGUGAAAUCAGUUGCGUUUACUGGUUGUCUCCCAUGGCGAUAUCCCCCAAAAUUGCGUUCCAUUCCCCAGAGCUGCGCAACCUACAAAUCGGACAUUGUUAACAAACAGUCCAACCCUGCUGUAGUAGAAGGAUGUUCAGUACAGACCUUUUAAAUGGAACAUGCAUUGUACUGUUAUAACUGUUAACAUCAUAACUAAAGCCCACUAGAUUAUGUAAUUUGGUAUAUUUAAAAAAAAAAUAUUUGGCUCUUGGUGUGCAGCUGUAUUCUCGGAAAGGUCUUUGGUGUGCCGCUGUAUUCUCGGAAAGGUCUUUGGUGUGCCGCGAGUGAUUUUAGAAAAAAAAAUGGGUUUCAGAGCUCUACGUUGACCCACACUCAACAAAUUGUUUAAUUGGAGUUGUAUAUUUAACCUUUAAAUGCCGGUAGCUUCACCCUAUACGCACUCCCUAGGUACCCCACUGUGUGGCAUGAAUAUUGCAAGUGAGAAUUAAUCACAAAACAAAAUGACAUGACAGGGGAGCGAAUCGUCUAUCUAUUAUCAGACAGACUAGGAAGAGUUAUAUUUCUUUUAUUGACUACGAUUGGAACAACGAGAAUAAUAUGUAUUUAUUAUUAAGUUCAUUUUAAUAGAUUUGGUAAUGAUUCUAAAAAACAGAAAUUGAAAUAUAUCAUAAUUCAAUGACUACUAGAAUGUUUUUGUCCAUCCUCUUUAUAUCUAAUAUUUU